This is a messenger RNA of Beta vulgaris subsp. vulgaris (sugar beet), 1225 nucleotides long. RefSeq names its product protein FAR1-RELATED SEQUENCE 5. Bases 190 to 921 code for a protein of 243 amino acids. Lineage: Eukaryota; Viridiplantae; Streptophyta; Magnoliopsida; Caryophyllales; Amaranthaceae. The transcript has 3 exons. The record is from RefSeq and is a predicted model, not a curated record.
CCCCCUCUGGCCUCUGGCCCUCUCUAGUCUCUACGCCUUCAUGAAUUCAUCCAUCCAACGUUUUCCUUCAAAACCCAACAAAUUUUGAAUUGACAGAAAACCUUCAAAUUUUUUAUUUUUAUUUUUUUGGGAUUGCAUUCGUUGACUCACGCACUUUACAAUCUUAUUCUUCCACUUUUCCGCAGAUUAAUGGAAUUUGGGGUUGAUGGGGAUGUUAAUGGUGAAGUGGUGGGAAGUUCUGUAGAUACCGAGGGUAAGAUUGGUGAUGAAAAUGAAAUGGGAGGAAGUUCUGUGGAAGGGGGACAAAGCCAAGAUGACAGAAUGAAUGAGGAAUUUUCUGAAAAGGAAGUUAUUCCAGUUGGAGAGCCAUUGAAUGAGCCUUAUGUGGGGCAAGAGUUUGACUCCGAAGCAGCUGCUCAUGCUUAUUACAACACAUAUGCCACACGCGUAGGAUUUGUGAUACGAGUAAGCAAGUUAUCUCGUUCAAGACGUGAUGGAUCCGCUAUUGGUAGAGCCUUGGUUUGUAAUAAAGAGGGUUACAGAAUGGCCGAUAAACGUGAGAAGGUUGUGAGGCAAAGGGCUGAAACUAGGGUUGGAUGUAGGGCAAUGAUUUUGGUAAGGAAAAUGAGUUCUGGUAAAUGGGUAGUUACGAAGUUUGUAAAAGAACACACACAUCCUCUAACACCAGGAAAGGGCCGAAAAGAUCUUAUUUUUGAGCAAUAUCCAAAUGAGCAUGAUAAGAUUCGAGAGUUGUCCCAGCAGUUGUCGAUUGAGAGAAAACGAGCUGCAACAUACAAAAGACAUCUCGAAAUGGUGUUUGAGCACAUCGAGGAGCAUAACCAAAGCCUUUCGAAGAAGAUCCAAAACAUUGUAGACAAUGUUCGAGAGUUCGAUUCGAGAGAGAAAGAGAACCGAAGAUAGUAUUUGCUUCUCUCUUACACCAUAGUCAUAAUUUAAAGUAACAUUUCUGUGCAGAAAAAUUCUGUGAGAUGAGGCUAAUAUUGUGAAAUCUCUUUUUGCUUUUUUAUUCUAUUCUUACCUCAUUGUUUUGAGAACAGCUUUCUAAUACUGAAGCUAACAGUCAUUGAUACAGCAGAUGGGUAGUUUGGACACUUCUAAAACAUUAUAACUGGUGAUCAUUGUAAGACUGAGCUCCCCUUUGCUCCACUUGUUUAAUAGGAAAAGGCAUUGAUGUGUAUACUUAUCAACCCUUGCAAUUUCUAUU